AUGAGUGAUUUUCAGGAGAUGAGGACAAAUAAGCGCUAUCGGGAGAAAGAGGGAAAUUAUCUCCGCUCGGGCUCGAUCUCGGAGAGGAGCGAGAAGGCGCGGGCUCUCUUGCUUAUGACCAGCUGGCCUUUGGCCUCACUCCGUGCCAAGCCCGUCGUCCUCUGCGGGCUCGACGCCAGCGCGGCGCACUCCCUUCCGCCAGUGUCUGAGCCCCCUCCUAUUCCACCUUUAAGGUCGACCUCCGCGUCCUUUUUUCCGCGUUUCUCGCGAUGCAACUCUUGUCGGCCGUGCCCCCCAACAUUCCGACCUCAUCGCCAGUCCGCGCGACGCCGUCAUGCCGAAGGUCGACUUCUCCGCUUUUCCUGCGACGACGACGACGAGCCAGCUCCGUGGAUCCUGAAGCUCUUCAAGUCACUCGCUGCUACAAAUGAACGCUCUCCGAAAAGACUCACUAUAUGCGGCUUUUUACCCCUCCCAUCCAUUACCGCAUCCCCCAUCUGCACCCCGACCCCAAGUGUAUCUUCCCAGGGCCAGAGCGAGCCUGCUCUCGUACAUCCUCCACCCGAGACACCGAAAGGUUCCCAACUCGUUACAAAUACCGUGUCUUCACGCGUUUUAGUACCAUCUUCGACGCCCACCUGGAUCGCUACUCCUCCCACACCCCCUCCCAAGCCUCUCCGGCGUUCCAAUACCGCGGCCGCACGACGCUCGCCUUUUCCACCACCCUCUUCAUCUGCCUCAUUCCCUGCCUCAAUGCAUCCGCAUGCAACUACAACCAGGUCCAAGACUGUCAAGCGCUCUGCCUCGGUUCCGACACUAUCACCCUCCUUUUCAGCCUCUGCCGACACUUUUCUCACUUUCAUGGACGCCCAGCUCGUCCAGAGCCCGACCACUAUCUUUGAUUCUUCCGUCAUCAUCGAGAACACCUUUGACGCCACAUUUUCUGUCAUUCACGGGGAUCACGGCCCGGACGACAACCGCGCGCAGAAAGAGCACGCGUCGGUUCCUAUUUUCCGUCUCACCAACAAAGGACGCGAGUCUGAAGAUGGCGAAGACGGCGAUACACUGCGUAGCCUCCGUGAGACGUCUACACCGAUGGAAGAAGCCAGUCCGACAGGAAGUUGGAGCGAUCACAGCGUAGAAGACAUCUGGGAAGCAGAGAAGAACAAGGACGCUGUCCGUAAAUUCCACGCCCUCAAAGAGCUUCUCGCCACGGAGGUCGGCUAUCUUAUGGAUUUGAAGGCUUUGGUCACGGUUUACCUUCGCAAUCUCCCAACUUUGGUCGCUCGACCCGUGGCGACAAGUUCUACAUUUGGUCGUGCUUCUGCGUCCUUCACCACAGGCCCGUGGAUGCACUCGUAUUCUCAACUUCAGGCGGCUGCAGCGUCUUCGUCUACCCUACCUGAAACGCACGACCUUGCUCAAUCUUCGUCCUCCACCAAGGAGCCAUCAAAAGCCAACUCGCGCUAUAUCUUUAGCGACAACGAGCUUGAUUUAUUGACCCGCAAUGCGGAAGAGAUAUUGCAGCUCCACGAGCAUUUCGUCAGGGAGCUUCGCAGCAUCCUCGAGCCUCUCGGCCACGCCAUGGAGCAAGAAGAGGAUGACAAGAAGCCUCUUGAUUUAUCGAAGGUCGACCCAGCUAUACGUGCCGUUUCGACGAAAUUCGCCACUGAGGCUUCCCGUUUUAACGCAUAUCAGUCGUUCUGUGCAGGGCAUCCGGAAGCCAUGGACGCGCUCAGAAGAGCCUUUCAACAAUACCCCUUAGAAAUGGCCGACUUCGAGCAACGCUGUGGAGUGCUUGUAUCCGAUAUGCUGGAUCCUGGUCUGAAGCCGGCCUUGUCUGAACCCCGUCCACAGUCUACUCGGAGCUCGACCGACUCUCCUCCACCAAGUCAAAAGUUAACAGUCGAAGAUCGCAAACGAGCAAUGUCCUUGACGUCGCUCGACGGCGCAGUCCGUUCUUUACGGCCUCGUGCCAGUGUGGUCCUGGCGAAGGACUCGGUUACUUUUCCAACAGAGCCACCACCACCAUCAUCGAAGCGCGAUAGCAAACCCUCUCGGCGGAUUGCAUUUGCAGACUACAUGAUCAAGCCCAUUCAGCGAAUCUGCAAGUACCCCCUGCUGCUCGACCAGCUCCUGCCUUCGAAGGCCCUGCGGACGUUGUCGCAGAACGCGCCGGAACUCCGGUUCGAUGUCGACGUUGUGGUGGAGAGCGCCGCGCAGGUGAUGAGGCAUGUCGCGACAGACGUAGACGAGGCGCGACGCCAACAGGACAUCGCGAUCCAGUCGUCGCUCAUCUUCUCGCGCAUGUCCCUCGGAUCUCCAGCUACUUCCUCUGGUGGCGGCUCUCCAUCAGCACAGUUGCUCACACCCGAGUUUCUUUCCUCCUUGGGGAACUGUGUCCUUUCUGGGUCGCUCGACGUCAUGCAUUAUCAUCCCAACCAGCCCCUCGCUCAGACUACGAGCAUCAAGGCGAAGUAUCUUGGUGCUUUCCUGUAUUCGGGCGGAUACUUGAUCUUGGUCAAGGUAUCGAAGGGGAAGAAGUACGAACCGAGGCACUGGUUCUCGCUCGCUGACUUUGAGGUCUCUGACGUCGAGGGUGAUAGUGCAAUGCUUCCAUGCUCAUUCAGGCUCUCGUCUGGCGAACAGCACUUUGAGCUUGCAGCCGCGUGUCAGCGGGAGAAAGACGCCUGGCUGAGCUCCAUGCACGAAUCGUUGACCCACCUUCCCUCAUGGACCAAUGAGCCUACACCGAGCUUCAAGGUUGACGGCAAGGGGGAACUUCUUCCUCCAGCAGCUGAUGAUACCCUCUUCUCCUCUGACCCCCCUGCUACUGGAUUGGGGACGAUUCGCUCCAUCCCCGAGUUCGGAAACGCCUCCGACACCGAAUACUCGGAGCCAUUCUUUGCUUCCCUUCGCAGCCAUGGGAAGUCGAGAAAGAAGAGGCGUGCAUACGAGACACCCCUUCAUUUCAGACAAGACCUGCCUCCUCCCCCAGCUAGUCGACGUUCGUCAUCUACCUCGGUCAAGGCAAUAUUCGCCCCUAUGUCCUCCGACGCAGAAACUCUCGUUAUUAGGCGGUCUUCACCAAUAGCGCGUAACCAAGUCGAUCAAGAGCUCCAGGAUGUCAUCUCGCAGACUUGCUUGACUGCUCGCUCGCACGCGUUCAGUCGCGAGCUAGAGCUCUUCCAGGUGCCGAAGACGACCAGGUCAGCUUUUAGCCGGUCAAAUUCAAGCAUUGGCAUGGCACGUUUGUCCAAGCACGAGAGCGUUCGCGUUCCUCGGCGUAGGACGACGGAGAGCUUCGAGAGCCUGGGAUCGAAGGGGCAUCCUCCCCUAAGCCAUGCCAGGGUGGCCAGCCGCAAGAAUGUCAAGAAGCUUAGUCUUACCUCGAUCUCGUUGAAGGACUUCGACGGUUCUGCGCUAUCGUCAGCACAAGAAGUCGUAUCGUCGCCGAAUCCUUCUCCACCCUCUUCAAAGUCUUCAUCUCGCGUUCCAACCAUUCUUUUCGCUGAACCCAACACUCCCCCGGUAUCGACCACUCCACCCCCACCGCCUUCGGCGACUUCCGAAACCACGCCGCAGAAAUCGCGUUCAUUUGUCCGCAACGUCAAAGGCUUGUUCCACUUUCGGCCUGGCUCUCCAGUCUCUCCGGUGUCUGUCAUCAUCAGUCAGCCCAGCCAACAGUUCAUUCCCAUUCAAUCGUCUGCAGCACCUCCUGCGUCGUCGGAGCAGCAACCACCUUCGCAGAGCGUGUUGUCUCGAUGGGCGAAUCAUUCUCUAAGGCGACGCACUCGGAGCGUACCUGACGAACCCGAUAAUAAUUUGCUCUUCGAUGGACUGGAGAAGGUAUCUUCUAUUUACCCGUCGAGACCGGGAUGUGACCUGUCAGUCUAG
Cyclocybe aegerita is the source of this 3897-nucleotide messenger RNA. NCBI's taxonomy places the organism in Eukaryota, Fungi, Basidiomycota, Agaricomycetes, Agaricales, Hemipholiotaceae. The record is from the annotation of a GenBank genome assembly.